AUGAUGAAGAAAGGACAAUCGCAAUCGCACUCAAAAGACUGUAAAUACUGUGGUAGAAAGCAUCAAUUUGGUACACAACAUUGCCCAGCAUAUGGAAAGGAAUGUUCGAAAUGCCAUGGGGUCAACCACUUUGCAUCAGUCUGCCUGAGCAAGAAGAAGUAUACACAAGCUGCAUACAAGCCGAAACAUGACUAUGAAGACUUGCCCGGAAAGAAAGGGAAACCUACGGAGAAACGUGGAGGAAGUCGGAAAGGUCACAGAGGGAAACAGAAGCUACACGCGAUGGAGCAUUAUGCCCAGGAAUCUGCCAACAGUACAGAUGACGAGGAUGAUUAUCUCCUAUCGAUGAACGAUAAACAGGACUUUCCUAAGAAAUUAUUCGCAAAGCUGAAAUUGGGAAUGCCUGGUGUUUCAAUAAGAUUCCAGAUUGACAGUGGAUCGACUGUCAAUGUGUUGCUCCUCGAUCAAUACAAGCGCAUUUUCAAAGAUGACGACCUCCAGUUCCUAGAGAAAACCAACCCGCUGUCAAUGUUUAAUAAAACAGAGAUACGCCCAGAAGGGAAGAGACAUGUCAUGGUUAUGAAUCCGAAGAAUAGCCGCCGCUACAGAAUAGAGAUUAUCGUCGUACCGGAAGGUAUACCCAUCCUAGGUGCCCAAUCCGCGCUGGGGAUGAAACUGAUUAAGAUCAAUAAAGACAACAUAAUGCAGAUGUCUACUCAGAAUGGCGAAAUACCCGAAGAAGUCCAAGAGAUUCUCGACAAAUACAAGGACGUCUUCGAAGGUGAAGGUCACCUUGAACACAAGCUCCACCUAGAGGUCGAUCCAGCAGUAAAGCCAGUCAAGCUUCCUGUCCGAAAGUUGCCACUUUCCGUCCGAGAUAAGCUGAAGUCAGAAUUAGACAGACUCGAGAAGCUGAAAAUCAUCGCGCCUGUUGAUAAGCCAACAGAUUGGGUGUCCUCUAUGGUAGCUGUAACGAAGCCUAAUGGAAUGAUACGCCUAUGCCUGGAUCUAAAACCAUUGAAUAAAGCAUUGAAGAGGAACCACACGUACUUGCCAAUGAUUGAUGAUAUCCUACCAGACCUGAAAGACGCUAACGUAUUUUCCGUUGCCGAUGCCAGAAACGGAUACUGGCAUGUAGAAUUAGACGAGGAAUCAAGCUAUCUAACCACUUUUUCUACUUUUUAUGGUCGUCGGAGAUGGUUAAGAAUGCCGUUUGGAAUCUCCCCUGCAAGUGAAGAGUUCCACAAUCGCCUGAAAGAAGCACUAGAUGGUUUGCCAGGAAUAGCAGCUAUUCAUGAUGAUAUCCUCAUCUAUGGAAAAGAUGAAACCGACCAUGAUCGCCACUUAGAAGCCCUGCUACAACGAUGCCGUGAGAAAGGGAUAAAGCUGAAUAGAGACAAGCUAAAAGUCCGCCUAAAUGCCGUGCCGUUCAUGGGUCACAUACUCACUGACCAAGGUCUGAAGAUGGACCCAAGCAAGCUAGAAGCCAUUCGAAAGAUGCCAGCCCCGCAAGACAAGCAAGGAGUUAGACGCCUAUUAGGAAUGAUCAACUACCUUCAGAAGUUCGCCCCGAUAGCUGAACUAACUUUGCCGCUUAGAGACUUGAUAAAGAAUGAAACCGAGUUCACCUGGUGUGAAGACAUCCAUGGGAAAGCACUCGAGAAGAUUAAAGAUGCACUUAGUACACCGCCUGUACUCGCCUACUUCGAUCCAGCGAAGCCCACCACGAUCCAAUGCGACGUGAGUAUGUCAGGAUUAGGAGCCUCGUUGAUGCAACAAGGACAACCUAUCGCGUAUGCCUCCCGCUCGAUAACAGAGACUGAAACUAAUUAUGCGCAAAUAGAAAAAGAGUUACUCGCGAUAGUAUACGCCGUCGAACGUUUCCAUACCUACGUAUAUGGUAGAAGGAUAACAGUAGAAUCCGACCACAAACCGUUGGAAUCCAUCCUAAAGAAGAACCUGACAUCCGCUCCCAAACGUCUUCAACGAAUGAUGCUACGCCUACAGCACUACGAUUUUGAAGUCGUCUACAAGAAAGGAACCGAGAUGCAUCUUGCCGAUACAUUGAGCCGAGCCUACCUCGAGACAACAAAUGGAGAUGAAGCCUUCGAAGCAGUACACCAAAUCGACUAUGUCCCUAUGUCGAUUGAACGCCAAGAAACUAUCCGUAACGCAACCAGCGAAGAUCCAGCCAUGAAGACACUUGCCAACAGCAUACGUAACGGAUGGCCUGAAACCAAAGACACUGUCCCGUAUGCUGUCCGUGAUUACUACAACUUUCGUGACGAGAUGAGUGUCCAAGAUGGUUACAUCUUCAAAGGUCAUCGCCUGGUUGUUCCAGAGAAAUGCCGUCCCGAGAUCAUCAAACGUAUCCACAGCAGUCACAUCGGUCUACAAGGUUGCCUGAGAAGAGCCCGAGAAUGCGUCUAUUGGCCCAGAUUAUUCAAUGAUCUGAAAGCCUUAGCUGAUAGAUGCGAAACCUGCAGCACGUUCCAGGCCAAGCAGCCGAAAGAGACAAUGGUACCCCACCAGACCCCUACUCGUCCUUGGGAACUGGUAGCCUGCGAUCUAUUCCACUGUGAUGACCAAGACUACCUCGUCCUCACAGACUACUACUCCGAUUUCAUCGAAGUCGAUCGCCUGCAGAACAAGAAAGCGCCAGAAGUCAUUGGUAAACUGAAAGCCCAUUAUGCCCGCCAUGGUUUGCCAACUGAAGUGAUGACAGACAAUGGUCCGCCGUACGACUCCCAGAAGUUCAAAGAUUUCGCCAAGCAGUACGAUUUCAAGCAUGUUACCAGCUCUCCUCAUUACCCACAGUCAAAUGGUAAGAGUGAGAGUGCCGUAAAAGUCGCUAAGAAGAUCCUGAAGAAAGCCCAUCGAUCCGGUGAAGACCCGUACCUAGCCCUCCUUGCCCAGCGAAAUACGCCAACUGAGAACGUCGGAUUGUCACCUGUCCAAAGAUUGUUUGGAAGAAGAAAUCGCACAACACUGCCUGUUCACAAACACUUGCUCAAACCACAAGCUCCAAACGACAAAGAUGUCCAACAUCGCUUAGGAACGAGACAAGACAAGAAAGCCAAAUACUACAAUCCGCACACCAAAGACCUGCCACCACUGAAGCAGGGAGACGUUGUCAGAAUCCAGCCAACUGACAAAGGCCGUACUAAAUGGGAGAAAGCCAUUGUGAAAGAGAAAAUUGCCACACGCUCAUACAACGUCGAAAAAGGACUACGAUGUCCGGGCCAAGGAAGGAAAGUUUGA
This is a messenger RNA of Lineus longissimus, 3261 nucleotides long. RefSeq lists its product as uncharacterized. Bases 1 to 3261 code for a protein of 1086 amino acids. Gene Ontology annotation, molecular function: nucleic acid binding. The transcript has a single exon. Lineage: Eukaryota; Metazoa; Nemertea; Pilidiophora; Heteronemertea; Lineidae. Gene Ontology annotation, biological process: DNA integration. The record is from RefSeq and is a predicted model, not a curated record.